CAUAAUUCAAUUCCUUGGGAUCCCCCCACACCCACAACUGACUUAUGAAUAUGCAGCCCGACGAGUUCAACCGACAGCCACGUCGACGAACGACAAAGAUGGCUACCGCCGCCGCCCCCCCCAAGUUCCUUUGCCACCUCCACGCCAUCCUCGCCGUGGAGGACCCCAACGUUGUCGCAUGGUCCGAUGAUGGCUCGUGCUUUCACCUGUAUGACGUGAAUCGUCUCGAGCGCGAGGUCCUGCCCAAGUACUUCAAACACAACAAGCUGUCGAGUUUUCAGCGGCAACUCAACUACUUUGGGUUUCGAAAGUGGACCAAGACCCAGUCGUGUGUGUGUACGUUCAGCCAUCCCCGCUUCCACCGCGAUUCGACCCCCGCGGCGUGGGGGGCCGUGAGAAAUCCACCCGUGCCCCGCCCCCAGGGGCCCCUACAGCACCAUCCCCCCCCACAGCAGCAGCUUGUGGACGCUGGCGCUUCGGUCCAUUGGAAACAAGACAUCGCUACGAUCGAGCUCAAGGGUCUGGAGCAGGACGACGACGACGACGCGUUCCGUCUGCUCGCUGGCGACUUGGACUCGGUUUACAUGUACGAUUGGGAAAUGUGCAUCAACCUCCUGCUCGAUGACAGCGUGUUUGUCGAGUGGGCAGAACCGAACCAAGACACUGUCCUAGCUGCGUCGGUGUAGGCGUUGCUCUUGCGUCCACCCAAUCAUCAUUUGCAUCCUGCAUGCCAGCCUAAUUAUGAAACCCUCGAACCCUCACAAUAGAAACUUAUACGCUUAAUAGAUCGUCCUACGAUGACUGAAGGCUCAUGAAGGAGCACAGUUCCUA
This is a messenger RNA of Aphanomyces astaci, 831 nucleotides long. RefSeq lists its product as hypothetical. The transcript has a single exon. NCBI's taxonomy places the organism in Eukaryota, Oomycota, Saprolegniomycetes, Saprolegniales, Verrucalvaceae. Gene Ontology annotation, molecular function: sequence-specific DNA binding; DNA-binding transcription factor activity. Gene Ontology annotation, biological process: regulation of DNA-templated transcription. The record is from RefSeq and is a predicted model, not a curated record. The coding region runs from base 45 to 686 and encodes 213 amino acids.